This is a messenger RNA of Cladophialophora psammophila CBS 110553, 1440 nucleotides long. RefSeq names its product cytosolic nonspecific dipeptidase. Gene Ontology annotation, biological process: proteolysis. The record is from RefSeq and is a predicted model, not a curated record. The transcript has 4 exons. NCBI's taxonomy places the organism in Eukaryota, Fungi, Ascomycota, Eurotiomycetes, Chaetothyriales, Herpotrichiellaceae. Gene Ontology annotation, molecular function: metallodipeptidase activity. The coding region runs from base 1 to 1440 and encodes 479 amino acids.
AUGGCACCGCAGCUGGAGCCCUAUUUUAAGAAGGUGGACGAGCUUGCAGACUCCUUCAUUGACCGACUACGAAAAGCCGUGGCUAUCCCCUCCGUCUCAGCAGAUGAAGAAAGAAGAAAGGAUGUCUUCCGGAUGGGUCAAUUCCUGGCCUCUGAACUCGAAUCCUUAGGGGCAGAGGUGCAACAACGACCGCUAGGAAAACAACCAGGCAAAGAACAUCUUGAUCUCCCUCCCGUCGUCAUCGCUCGCUACGGCAAUGACAAGAACAAGCGCACCAUUUUGGUCUACGGACACUAUGAUGUACAACCCGCCCUUGUGGAGGACGGAUGGGCCACAAAACCUUUCGAGUUGACCAUCGACGACAAGGGACGCAUGUACGGUCGUGGCAGCACCGACGACAAAGGCCCUGUGCUGGGCUGGCUGAACGCCAUCGAAGCUCACCAGAAGGCCGGCGUCGACUUCCCUGUCAAUUUACUCUGCUGUUUCGAGGGCAUGGAAGAGUACGGUUCCGAAGGUCUCGACGACUUCAUCAACGCCGAAGCCAAGAAGUUCUUCAAGGACGCCGACGCUGUUUGCAUCUCUGACAACUACUGGCUCGGAACAGAGAAACCGUGCCUUACCUACGGUUUGCGAGGAUGCAAUUAUUACUCCAUCUCCAUUUCCGGACCCGGACAGGACCUUCAUUCAGGGGUCUUUGGCGGCACUGCCCAGGAGCCCAUGACCGACCUGACGCUUCUUCUUAGCAAACUCGUCGAUAACGGCGGGAAGAUCCUUAUCCCUGGCAUCAACGAAAUGGUCGCUCCGCUCACCGAGGAGGAGAAAGCCCUCUAUGGACCUAUCGCAUUUACCAUGGACAACUUGUACGAAUCCCUGGGCUCCCAGACCGCCAUCUUCUCUGAUAAGGAAAACACACUGAUGGCCCGCUGGCGAUACCCUUCACUCUCGAUUCACGGCGUCGAAGGCGCGUUCUCGGCCCCCGGAGCCAAAACGGUCAUCCCAGCAAAGGUCAUUGGCAAAUUCUCCAUCCGCACCGUUCCGAACAUGGAGUCCUCCAAGGUCAAUGAAUGCGUCUACAAGUACAUCCGCGACGAAUUCGCCAAACUCAACUCGAAAAACACCCUCGACGUGUACUGCCAGCACGACGGCAAAUGGUGGGUCGCUUCUCCCCAGCAUUGGAACUUUGCCGCGGCCGCGAAGGCUGUCAAGGAAGUCUUCGGCGUGGAACCCGACAUGACCAGGGAAGGAGGGUCGAUUCCCGUGACCAUCACAUUCGAGCAGGCCACGGGGAAGAACGUCUUGUUGCUGCCGAUGGGUAGUUCCACGGACGCGGCGCACAGUAUUAAUGAAAAGCUGGAUCGGAGGAAUUACAUCGAGGGAACGAAGCUUCUGGGAGCCUACUUGCACUAUGUGGCCGAGGAGCCAAUGGUAGAGGCAAGGUAA